GGCGCGGUGUGUGAAGGCCAGAUCGCAGUUGCGCGGCCUGACUAGACCUCCGGGGCUGCGAAGCCCGGGCGAGAGGGAGAAGGAGAAUGCGGCGGGGCGGGGGGAUUGGCCCAGGGGCGUCCAGGCCGCUGUUACCUUUCCUGUUGCUGCUGCUGCUGCGGGAGGCGGCAGGGGAACCUUGCGCCGUUGCCGCGCCUUGCUCUUGCCGGCGAGGUGUGUUGGAUUGCAGCCGCCUCCGCCUGUCCGGCCGGAGCUUAGAACCAGGCCUGCUGCCACCUUUGCCUCGAAGCAUCACCGCGCUAGAUUUGAGUCAUAACGAUUUGUUAUCCUCUAAUUGGAAUAUUGAUUCAUCAGGUCAAAUACUACAAGAAGUGAAGAUGAACCACAAUGAAUUAAGUGGCAUUCCCCACUUUGGUGAACUGACUUCUAAUAUAACACUACUGUCAUUAGUGCAUAAUUCAAUUCAGGAGAUUGUCUCUGAACAGCUGCAGCCUUAUUUUUCCCUGGAGAACCUUGAUCUCAGCUCCAACUUCAUCAUGGAAAUAAAAGUUUCUUCAUUCCCACGUAUGCAGCUGAAAUACCUGAAUAUGAGCAACAAUAGAAUAACUACUCUGGAAGCGGGCUGUUUUGAUAACCUGUCCAACUCCCUAAUAGUUGUAAAACUGAACAGAAACAAAAUAAGUGUGAUUCCACCAAAGACUUUCAGGCUACCUCAUGUGCAGUUCUUGGAACUUAAAAGAAACAGAAUUAAGGUAAUAGAAAGCCUUACCUUCCAAGGCUUGGACUCAUUGAAAUCAUUAAAAAUGCAACGCAAUGGCAUUAAUAAUCUGAUGGAUGGUGCCUUUUUUGGACUGAAUAAUAUGGAAGAAUUAGAGCUUGAACAGAAUAACCUGACAGAAGUAAAUAAGGGAUGGCUAUAUGGCUUGAAGGCACUGCAAAAGCUUUAUGUCAGUCAGAAUGCCAUUAACAGGAUUGGACCUGAUGCAUGGGAAUUCUGCCAAAGUCUUUCUGAACUAGAUCUGUCAUACAACCAACUGACUCGCCUAGAUGAGUUUGCUUUUAUUGGAGUGAAUGUAUUGGAAAAAUUAAAUUUGAGUGACAACAGACUCAGUUACAUUGCUGAUGGAGUUUUUAAGGGACUCUCAUAUCUACAGACUUUAGAUCUACGGAAUAAUGAGAUCUCCUGGGCCAUAGAAGAUGCAAAUGAAGCAUUUACAGGACUUGAGAGACUCAAUAAGCUGAUUCUUCAAGGAAACCAAAUUAAGUCAAUUACAAAGAAAGCACUUUCUGACCUUCAGGCUCUUGAAUACAUUGAUUUGAACAACAAUGCAAUAGUAUCUAUUCAAGAAGGUGGUUUUUCCCAGCCUCUUCUUAAAGAAUUGUUGUUGAACACUAGCAGCUUACUGUGUGACUGCCAGUUGAAAUGGCUCCCACGCUGGCUUUCCCACAGCCAUUUGCAGGAUACUGUCAGUGUAAUUUGUGCUCACCCUGAAUGGCUGGCUGGACAGAGCAUUCUCAGUGUGAACACUGAAGACUUUGUUUGUGAUGAUUUUCCCAAGCCACAGAUUAGAACACAUCCUGAGACUACAGUUGCGCUUAAAGGAACCAAUGUUACCCUGACUUGCAAGGCAGUGAGCAGCAGUGAUUUGCCUAUAUCUGCUGCCUGGAGAAAGGACAGUGAGAUAUUAUAUGAUGCAGAUAUAGAAAAUUUUGUCAGGUACCAGCAACAAGAUGGCGAAAUCCUGGAAUAUACUUCUACACUGCAUGUUUUCAAUGUGAACUUCACUGAUGAAGGAAAAUACCAGUGCAUCAUCUUCAAUCACUUCGGGUCCAAUUAUUCCAACAAGGCCAAGUUGACCGUCAAUGAGCUGCCUUCUUUUUUGAAAACUCCCAUGGAUUUGACAGUACGUACUAGAGCCAUGGCUAAAUUGGAAUGUGCUGCAGAAGGCCAUCCACCACCCCAGAUAUCCUGGCAAAAAGAUGGCGGCACAGAUUUCCCUGCAGCUCGUGAAAGGCGCAUGCAUGUGAUGCCAGAAGAUGAUGUCUUCUUCAUAGUAAAUGUAAAAAUUGAAGAUAUGGGGAUUUAUAGUUGCAUGGCACAAAAUGUGGCUGGCAGUAUAUCAGCAAAUGUAACAUUGACUGUGUUAGAAACACCUUCAUUUGUUAGGCCCCUGGAAGAUAGGACUGUGGCUCAAGGUGAAACAGCAGUUCUGCAGUGCAUUGCUAGCGGCAGCCCUGCCCCUCGCCUAAACUGGACCAAAGAUGAUGGCCCUCUGACAGUAACAGAACGGCAUUUCUUUGCUGCUGCCAAUCAACUCCUCAUCAUUGUAGAUGCAGGAUUAGAAGAUGCUGGGAAAUAUACUUGCAUUAUGUCCAAUACGCUUGGUACAGUGCGUGGCCAUAUUUAUCUAUAUGUAUUAUCUUCGCCAAACUGUGACUCAUCUCAGAGUGGUAUUGGAAUUGAAGAUGAUGGCUGGACAACAGUUGGGAUUGUGAUCAUUGUUGUGGUCUGCUGUGUGGUAGGCACCUCUCUAGUUUGGGUUAUUGUCAUCUAUCACAUGAGAAGAAAAAAUGAAGAUUAUAGCAUCACUAACACAGAAGAGGUAAAUUUGCCUCCUGAUAUUCCCAGCUACUUAUCUUCUCAAGGGACUCUGUCAGAGCCACAGGAAGGCUAUAGUAAUUCUGAGGCAGGAAGCAAUCAGCAACUUAUGCCUCCCUCCAGUAGUUACAUACACAAAGGCACAGAUGGUGGCACAGGGCCAUUGGUGAUCUGCUCAGAUUGCUAUGACAAUGCCAACAUCUAUUCCAGAAACAGGGAGUAUUGCCCUUAUACAUACAACACUGAAGACGAUCCACUGGAUAAAUCAUUGUCCAGCCUAAUGGUACAGAUGUCUAAAGAGCCUUAUCCUGGGUGCCCCCAGCAUGAAACCACAACUGUGAAUAGCCUUUCAGAUGGCCGAGAUAUGUCUGUGUAUGUUAGCAGUCAAGACAGGCUACAUGAGAGGAAACCAUGUUCUCAAUCCUGCAACAGUGAACUUUUUCAGCAGUCUUUAUGGGGUAUCAAUAAUGAUCUGGGGUUGUUGCAUCCUCGUUUUUCAUCUCCAUCUAAGACCCAUGAGGUACCACAAGUUCUACGAAAUGAAGGCAUCACAGAGAGAGAGCCAGAGCAGAUUAUUUCCCCUAGGCCUCAUCACAGAUUACAUGAAUACAACUUUGAUUUUAACAGGACUCGGGACAUACAAGAACAUCGUGAAGCUACAUAAACAUGAAAUAAGAAACCAUAGCAGCUUGAAGCAUUUGUUAGUAUCUUUGCUACCUCAUAUUUUGAUCCAUUGCAAAAAAAUGUUUCAUGCUUCCAACAGAGGCUUAAUGGCAUAAACCACUGACUACAUGCUGGAGGACAAACCACUUCCUUCUGCUACUGUCCAAUAAGUAGCAUAUAUUAGCUCAGUCUUAAACGGAAUGGUGGGGGAAAAAAAGAAGAUACAACACAGUGGUGGAAGUGUGAUAAAAAGUGUCUCUGUUGUCUUUGAAACAUUCCCAUGAAUGGUUCACAUGCAUUAUCUUUCCUGCUGAAAAAAAUAACUUUAAAAGAGCCUCUUUGCAAGAUUCCUUGGUAUUCAAAAAUAUGAAACUCUUGCUUGACUUCUUUGAUCUUUCUGACAACUAGCAGGAAUUCACCUCACUAUGUCCAAUCACAAACUUUAUUUACUUUUUUCUCACUCUGAAGUAUUCAGGUGUAAAUAUAUACACAUAAUAUAAAUAUUUUGUAUACACUAAUAGACAUGUCAGGCUGAAAUGUAAUUUUUUUUAUUAUGCCAAAUAUUGUUUACUGUCAUAUCAUUCUGACUUCUACUGACCUGUUUUUCCAGAAACCAGAAAUUUAUGUUUACUAAGAAUAAUGCAAAUUGAUUGGUUCGUAAAUAAUUUUUUGCACUCAGUGAUUGGAGUCACCAAAUGCUGUGCCAUUCACUGGAGAUUUCCAUUCUUUAAUGGCUCUUCCCACUUUCUAGUCUCAUGUGUGGGCAGUAAUUAAUGGAAGGAAGAUUGUGCAUAAGGAGAAUUUUGUGUGAAUCUGCCCAGGGAUGUUGAAGCAUGGUGAGAUGUGUGUGAAGUGAAGGGUGAUUAAAAUCUAAGCUAUAAGUUGACCUAUUAUUGGAAAUCUGAACUAUUAAUGUGAAGUCGGUUUUUAAAUUUCAUGGAUGCUGAAAUGAUGGCAUUUUUUCAAGCUUAGAAAGGCUAAACUGAUUACCUCUGUUCACACACGUGGCUGAGAAAUUAAGCAAUGAGUGUGCAAGAUGUGAAGAAUUAAAUGAGUUGAACAUCAGUGGUCAGUCAUCGAAGAACCCUUGGCCUUUCCAUUUGACACAACAGGACUGGGAAGGAAUUUGACACAUUUCCUGGUAAGCUUUUGUACCCCAAAAUGAAAUAUUAUACACCACCAUAAUUAUGAUUUAACAGUGGAACAGCUAGGAAAGGAAGAUUAUCUCAGAAUAACAAAGAAAGGGUGUAGACCCUCAAUAGUAUCCUGUCUUUAUUAUUCUGAGAUAAUCUUUUUGCUAAUCUUUCCUGCUAUAAUAAUUUAGAGUUCUGGAUUGCAGCUUGAAGACAUCUCAUAUACUUUGUGUAUUAGCUAUGGCCAAGCACUUGCUAUAUUCAGAUAAAAUGUAGGAAAAAUGGUAACUGUCAAUGUAAUUCCAUACAUAUCUACUCAGAUUUAAAUCCCAUUAAGUGCAAUAGACUUACUGUCAGGUAAGUGACUAUAGGAUUGUAGUCUAAUUUGUAAAUUAGCCACAGUCUGAGUUUCAUGUAGCAAAAAAGCUUACUAAUCUUUCCUCAACAGUUCAGUAAAAGGUACCCUGUGAACUAUUUGGUGUGCUUCUGUAAUAAAAUACUGGUAUGAAAGAUUAUUGGGGCAGAUAUAUUUCAUUUGCCUCCAGCAUUGCUGUCUUCUAGAAAAAGCUGAAGACUGUGCAUUAAGCUCAUGAGUAAAAUUUAACUGGAAAAGGCCGCUUUUUACUAGUUGGAAUUGUAGUGUUUUUGUUAAGACUCUUCUUACAUAAAGCCAGAAUUUCUGGUUGGAAGCAGUAAAAUUCCUGUGUUUUGUUUUGUAAUUGAAGACUCCCAGUGGGCUUGUCCCACUUACAAAGAGUAGCCGGCCAGGUACCUAAGCUAUGAAAGAGUGAACUCAUUAAGUAGCAGUUGCUUGCUGUUUUUGUAGUGGAAAGUGCCAACUUGCAUAUUGCUUAUUCCUCCGUAAUAUUGGUGUCCCAAAUCUUACAGGGUUCUCUGUCUGAGGUCUGCAGCAGGGCUGAACAUACAAAAAGUCACGGCAGACUGUUGUCAGCAACUAGACAAAGCUCAGCUUUCUAAGGCACAAAAUAACAAUCUUUUAUCCGAGAUGCUUGCUUCAAAGUACUGAACACAAAGAAUUAGCUUUCGAUUAAUCUUGCUUGCAGCUACUCUUUUACUGCUUGCUGCCUUAUUGUCUGUGAGAACCAUACCUGAACUUUAGCAGUAAAAAUGAAGAUAUUGAAUGUACAGAAUGGCCAGAAAGGUGAUGAAAUGCAUAAGCAUUCUGUUAACCAGAUUAACAGGCACUUUACUUUCAUUUUAGGUGUCAGGGGUUUUAGAAUUAUAUAAGAGAAAGUGCCAGUUAAACAACCUUUGGUGAAAUAUAGGUACUCUGAGAAGGAUGAGAAUCAGGCUGCACUAAAAUGGCUCUGCUUUGAGCAAAAGCUGCUUUCAGUAAUCUAAAUAAAAACUAUAUCACAAGGUUGAUGUGUGUUAAAACAACUCAGCAACAAAAAGUUUGUCUGCAUUGUUCUUGUCACUGAUCUUGCUUCUUCAUUAGGGUGCACACAUCCCAGAUUGUUAAAGCAUUCCCCUUUUACCUAAUGUAAAGUUAUUGUAGUAUAGUAGCACUUGAGAUUGUUUUCCUUCACUGAGUUAUAAGAACUGAGGUUAUGGGAAGUUGAGACAGCUUGUGGAAAACCUCUUACACCAAAGCUGGAAAAGCAUCUAAGAGCAGAACUUCAUUCCAUCCGUGUAUAUACUCCCUGUCAGGUUGUAAAUGACACAUUGCAUAUCUCAUAAAGUUUUACUAUUCACACUGGAAAUUCAAAAGCAUUGCUGCAAGGAGACAAAUUUGGUAAAUCUGAACUUCCUUGUUAGAUACAUGUCCCCGUUUAGCGACCAAAUUUGGGACCGGCAACUGUCAUUAAGCAAAGUGGUCACUAAGUGAAACUUUAUAUAAUUUUACUUCAGCUUUCCUUUGCUUUACAGACCUGCAAAGCUCGCAAGUGCGAGGAUUGGUGGUAAAGUUACUUUUUCAUCACCACUGUAACUGCGAACAGUGGCUAAAUGAGGCAGUUGCUAAACGAGGACUACCUUUAUAUCUUUAUAUAAAACAAUUCAGACUGCUUUGGAGCUAGGAUGGGGUUCAGCAAUUGGGCCAGAACUCUGGAAUGAAUAAAGUAUUGAGGAUAUUUAUGAGCACAAGGAUGUCUAAAGGAGUAAACUGUAGAGCAAAGAAUUUAAACGUAGCUUCUCUAAGAUACAUUUUGGGAAAAUGACUCUUAGCAGGCAAAUACUUUCUCCUGAAAACAAAAUCUAUAAGGGAUUGUGUUUGGGAUUAGAGCGUAGGCAAUUUUCAAACAUGUUUUUUUAAAAAGAUAUUUUUUUGCAGUUUGCAGGGAGGAAAAUUACUGAUACUUUUUUGCCAAUGCCAAAGUAAUUAUAGCUGUAAAUAUCCAGGGCAGUGCAAACCAAUGUUUUCUUUGUUACAGCUUUCCUUGUAACUAUUUAUAUUUUCUCACAUAUCAGAAUGUAUAUUUUGUACAGCAUGUGUAAUAUGUUUGUCUGUUGUAAUAUACCUUAUCCAAUAAAGGAAUACACAAUU
Messenger RNA from Candoia aspera, 6901 nucleotides. RefSeq names its product leucine rich repeats and immunoglobulin like domains 2 (gene LRIG2). Bases 87 to 3263 code for a protein of 1058 amino acids. The record is from RefSeq and is a predicted model, not a curated record. The transcript is spliced from 18 exons. Gene Ontology annotation, molecular function: protein binding. NCBI's taxonomy places the organism in Eukaryota, Metazoa, Chordata, Lepidosauria, Squamata, Candoiidae.